GGUGCAAGGAUUAAAAGCAUAAGAAAAGAAAUCUGUAAUAUAUUCCCAUGACGUUCUUCCCUCUCCUCUUCCAGUCCUUUGCAUAUUCAUUUUUAAUUCAGUUUUAAGUGUGGGAAGGCUUAAUUAGUUGCUUUACUUUUUGGCCUCUGAACUUCCAAUAGCUGUUCUCUUUUUCAAUGCGAUGGAAAAGGAAGAAGAACCCAAGUUCGCUUCUUUCCCCAAUCUUGAACUCGACUCCCAUGGAGUUUUGGGCCAGAAUGAGAAAAGCGUAUCUGACGGGACAGAUGAAGCAAAAAGCGCCAAAUCUGGGUGCCUCUCUUUGGAGAAUGCGGCUCCGCAAAAUCAGCGCUACACUACGCUUGUUCCAAGGGCACUCAACCAGCAACAUGCAAGGGAAAGAUCUUCACCGUUAGCCGUUUCUUCCGCCGUGAAUGACCGGCUUCAGCCACCGCAAAACCUUGCCAAUCUUCAGAGCCCGUUGUCACAGCCGCAGCAAUUUGUAUUCUCCUCGCAACCCUUUUGGGUACAGCCGCACCCGAGCAUUGCCCAACCUCAAUGUUACCCUGUUGGAUAUCCAACAUACCCUGGCUUUCCAGGUUCCUGGGAUGCCUCAACAUGGGGGGCUCAAACACAACCAUUACUGUUUCCUGGGAUGUCCAAUUAUUCAAGAGAAUCAUAUGGUUUUGUCUCUUCUCAAUUUUGGUCUAUGCCAGCUCCUAAUUGUAUUACAUCUUCCUCUGUACAACCCCUUUCAAGAGGAGUCAUCAAGCCCCCUGAAAAGCUUUCUAAGACUCAUCAAAGACUCUGGGGAGCACAGUCUGCAGAAAAUGUUCAAAUGUGGAAUAUGAUUGGGCAGCUGCAAGGGGAAUUAGGCGAGUGUAAGGGCAGAUUGAUCAAGCUUGAAGCUGAAAUUUCAUCUUUCAGGUCAGCAACAGCUACGGAUGAGGCUGCCGUGGGAGUUGGAAAUGGUGGCAUUAUGGUGAAGUGGAGGAGGUCGAAACGAGCAGCAGCCCCAGUUUGUUCACAACAUUCAUUACAACCUCGCGAGGCAAUCCCCAUGUAAUGAAAGUGAGGGACCAACAACAAUCACAGAACGUCCUGAAUAAUCGACCCUCGGAUACGAAAGCCAAGAAUGGGAAGAACAAAACCAAAUGUUCUUGAAAAAGAAAGGUUGAAUAAGGUGGAUGAUAAACAACAAUCUACACCAAUGGAAAUGUUAGCAGACGAGGAACAACAAGGGGGAGCUUGAAACACAAAAUGGGUCUUCCUGAUGUGGAAAGUAAGUUCUAAAUGAUGAAAUGUUGUUCGUUGUUCCUUCAAGAACAGGCAAUUCCCAAAUGAAACUGCCUGUGAAUAUGAUAACAAGGUAUGAGGAGUUGUUAUCUGGCACUGCAUGUGAAUAUGAUAUCAUUAAUAAUUGGUCA
Messenger RNA from Cucurbita pepo subsp. pepo (vegetable marrow), 1424 nucleotides. RefSeq lists its product as uncharacterized. The record is from RefSeq and is a predicted model, not a curated record. NCBI's taxonomy places the organism in Eukaryota, Viridiplantae, Streptophyta, Magnoliopsida, Cucurbitales, Cucurbitaceae.